Didymosphaeria variabile is the source of this 573-nucleotide messenger RNA. It is a transcript of the gene ARC18, whose product is annotated as subunit of the Arp2/3 complex. Gene Ontology annotation, cellular component: Arp2/3 protein complex; cytoskeleton. The record is from RefSeq and is a predicted model, not a curated record. The transcript is spliced from 3 exons. Bases 1 to 573 code for a protein of 190 amino acids. NCBI's taxonomy places the organism in Eukaryota, Fungi, Ascomycota, Dothideomycetes, Pleosporales, Didymosphaeriaceae. Gene Ontology annotation, biological process: Arp2/3 complex-mediated actin nucleation; regulation of actin filament polymerization. Gene Ontology annotation, molecular function: actin filament binding.
AUGCCUGCCUACCACUCCGUCUUCCUCGAUGAGCCAAACCAGCAGCUGAUCGGCAAUUUCGCUCUCCUUCCUCUUCGCACACGCACGCGCGGUCCCGCGAUCCAGCUCCCUGCCCUCCCCGCCGAUGUCUCCGAUCUUACAAUUGAGGCCAACCACGAGUCUUACGACCCCCUCGAUGAAGUGCUUAGCCUCUUCCGCGCUAACACGUUCUUCCGCAACUUCGAGAUCAAGGGCCCUGCGGACCGAGUUAUGAUCUAUGGCAUCCUGUUUGUGAGUGAGGUUUUGAGCAAGGUGAAGCCAGGGAUGGGCAGGAGGGAUGCUGAGAAGGCUGUCAUGAACAUCGCGCUCGACACAAAUUUCUCCAUACCCGGAGAUGCAGGGUUUCCUCUGAAUCAGGCCUUCGAAGCGCCUUCGGAUAGGAACCAGGCUGAGGUGCUGAGGCAGUACAUUAUGCAGAUGCGACAAGAGCUGGCGACGAGGUUGUUGAACAGGUUAUAUGCCGAUGGUGCGCAGGUUCCCAGCAAGUGGUGGCUGAGCUUUACGAAGAGGAAGUUCAUGGGGAAGGCGUUGUAG